GGAAGGAGUCGUGCUGCCGCCUCGUCAGGCUCUGGCUGUGUCAGCCAUACAAUAUGCAGGGGGCGGGCUCUCUCGGAGACCCCGUACCUUGUUAUUGGUUGUAAUAAGUCCGUUGUGUAACGUACGCACAAUUUCGGGCACAUUGUCUGAAAAUGCGCAAAUAGAGAUAAUGGAGGCGGAUUUGGGUCUAGCGCCGCUACCAGAGGCACAACAAGCCACAUAGCCCGCGCCGUGAAGGAAAACACUUGGCUUAGGAUUCAGCUCUCUCCAUUGACUCAGUCCACAAAGAAAAAAGAUCUCCUGACGGUGUUUCCCAGGGAAGGCGGAAGCCAUCGGCAAGGAGGACAGCCGCUUUUUCCGCGUCCUGGCAGAGAAAGCCGACAUGUAAUGUCUGUGGAUAAAGUCUGUUAUUACAGUAACGUUACAUCACAGUACAGACGAUGUAGUCGGUGAACCACAAAGGAAUCUGCGGUGAAGCACACAGGAGCAACACGGAGCUGUGUUCUGGCAGCCAGGAUUGAUGUCUUUCAAGAUUUAGAGGCCAGCAGAUAUUUAACACCAGGUUCCCACACAGAUGUAAUCCACAUCAUCCUGGAUAGUCCUAGUCCUUGUGUGACCAAGAAAAGGAUUGGACAAAAUAAGCCCCAGCUUCCAGUCCUUGCAAAGAAUGGCUCAGGGGUGGGAUUCAUACUACCAUGAUCUUCCACCUCUAUCAUCAGAUCCAAGCACUUUGAGAAGGACAUCAGAGCCAGAGGGAAGUCUUUCCCAGCAUAUAGAGAACUACAUUGGAAAUCAUGACUUUCCUGGCGCAGUGGCUUCACAUGAAGCCUCUGCAACAAACUCAAACUUCAAUACAAACUAUUACUCAAAUCCCAGUAUUGAAAAUUCCAGUUCAGACUGUCUUUAUCAAAGAUACUGCAAGGAAACAUGGCAAGCUGAUGGAGAACAAAUGGAAAAAGAUUACUUGCAAAGAUGUGGAAAUAGUGACAUUUCAGAUUUUGCCACAGAUGGAUUACCAACAUCGGGAUCUUUUCCUUCAUCUUUUGCAAAUGAUUUACAUGAUCUAAAGCAAGACUGUGGAAUGCUAGCUACAUCAUUUCUUGACGAUUACUCAGAUGUCAGUAGCUGCUCGGAAGCAGAUGUGGGUGAAACGAGGCCCUCUUGUAAAUUCAUGGCAAAUAAUUCAGUUCCAAAACCUAAAACUGAUUAUGUUACAAAACAUAGCUCAUCAGAAUGGCUUUUCACUGAUACUGGGAAUGUGAUGCUUCCAACUGAGAGUCUGUGUCCUAAUAAAUCAGAGACUACUGUAAUUUUGCCAACUACAUCAAAUGCGUCAGCAGGAGAAAACAUAGUUGAAUGUGCACAAGACAAGGAGGAAAGUUCAGAAAAAGCUGUCACAUCCUGUGCAGGACAAGAACAGUCCUUUAGUACUUCUAACAUGGUGACAACGACAGUGAGUGAGACUGUUGGGGAUGGACGUGAAUAUGGUAAUUGUCCAGAAAGAAGAGGAAAGGAGCAUAUGAAGAUUAAUCUCACUCAAGAAAAAAAUCCAAGCAUCUCAACAAGUGGCCAUGAAAACUUGGCUGGUGAUGGAAUUGAGGAGUACCCAGAUGGCGGUGAGGAGGAGCAGGUUGCUGCAGCUGCUCCAAAUAUGACAACAAUGAACAAUGAGCAUGGUCUCCCAGAUGACCUAAGAAAGGAAAUGAAAGAAUCAUUCAACCAAGAAAAUGAGGGAUUUGAUAAUCCCAACUCCAGAGAUAGUCAAGAUAGAAAUAGUAAAGAGGACAUGCAGGACAAAAGUGAAGACCUAAAAAAGGAAAGAAAACAAUCAGGUUCAUCUGAAAAAGAGACAUUUGAUGAUAAGAAGUCUCCAAAUCCCAAUUUCGGUAUUGGCCAAGAUGAAAAUCCGGAAACUGACUGCCGGGACAAUGAAAUUCAGUCAGAUACCUGCCAGUCUUCAAAUCUCCCUGGUAUAAAGGUGUCCAAUUCUAAAGCUGUCACUCAUGAACUGAGGGAAUUCACAAGUACCUCGAAGAGUAUCAGUCAGGAUCAGAAAUCAUGCUUGCGGUUAUCUGAGCACCAGUCCCAUGAAAGUGUAGCUCAGGAUAUUUGUCAGAGUACUGCUGUAAUGAGUGAUGGUGAUUUCAGCAAUGCCAAUGACAAGAAUGAGCAAAGUGUUGCAAGUCUUUCAGAAACCUGCUUACAGCCAAAGAGCUCCAGCACAUACAUGAGUGCCUGUCCAGAAAAAGAAUGGACAAGUGCAGCAGAGAAGCCAGAUACCACAUAUUCUUCAGAUCCAGAUUGCAGUGAUGAUCCUGUUGUCACUAAAGGUAGUCCUCCUUUUGAUACUAGUGACAAGGAUGAGCAAGGCUUUGCUAGUCAAGUAGAGUCCUGCUUACUGCCAAACAGCUCAAGCAUAGACCUGAAUUCCUGUCUAGAAAAGGAAAUGACAAGUCAACUAGAGAGGAAAACCCCAACCUCUCCUACAGAAACUGUUUGUACUGACCCUCCUGUGACUAGUAUUAUGGAUGAUUUAGAGUCCUGUUCACAGUUUAACACAUCAAGCACAGACAUAAACCCCUGUCUAGAAAAGGAAUGGACAAGUUCCACAGAGAAUACAAAUGCAACCUCUUCUUCAGAUCAGCAACAGCCACUACACCAAUGUCCAGUGGCCCUACAACCAGGAGGUUUUCAUGGAGAUGUUGCUGAAGAUACAAGAGAGUCGUUAGAAAAGUUGGACACAUCAGCAGAGGAGCCGUCAGUGCUUUGCGAGCUGUAUGGGGAACCUCUGUCAAGAGAAGAUUCUUCAUGUGAUGCUGAUGAAAUAAACCUUGAUACAAGUCACUAUCAAGACACUUCUGUGGCCAGACCUGACAGUAACACCAUGAACUAUUCAGGGCAAACACCUCAACUCAUAUCCUCUCUACAAAUGAGGAAAUGUCUGCAGCCUGUCGUAAUAAUGAAGACCUUAGAGUUAGUAGAUGGAAUGAGUAACUCUUAUCAUUGCGCAGAUUGCCAAUACACAACCCACAAUGUAGAUCAUCUAAUAGAACACCACCAUUGUUUCCAUUCCGUGCACAGUUUCCAGUUUUGCAAGACUUGUAACCUCUACCUGCUAAGUGAUGAACAAGCAGAAAAACAUGUGUGUUGUGUAACCAAAGUAAGCCCUCAGCUCUCUUCAGAUUCCAGCAAACCGAAGAUCAGAAAACGUCGCGGGGGCCACAGGUGCAUGAAGUGCAGACUCAUAUUUUCAAAAAUACUUCACUAUAUCAAGCAUAUGAGGACUCACACUGGCAAAACACCUUUUAAGUGUAAUGGGUGUGGGUUAUAUUUUGCACAGGCUGGUACCCUGCAAAGACACAUGCGUACACCUGGUAGAUGCAAGCAGCCAAAACUUCCAGUCACAGAUUCUGAUGCCAUUAUCAAAGAAACCGAAACACCACCACAAGAGGACGUGGCACAGAACCAAACAUAUCUAAAUCUGCCCGAAUGUUACAUUAAGCUAGAUGACAUCUCCAGAACCCAUCUGUGUCGUUUUUGUGGUAAAUGCUUCCUAACUGCAGCCAAGGCCAAAAAGCACUACUACAACAUACACAAGGGAAAGAGUUUGGCAGUUUCAGUGCAGCAGUGUCAGUCGACCACAAAACUCAGUAGUGAGCACCCCAAAAAACUGGACAAUGAAACAACAGGGAAAUAUAAAUGUCCCCUUUGUCCACGCCUUUUCAAAUAUUCCUACAACAGGGCUCGACAUUUACGUGACUGUGUCAGAAAUUCAGUGUGUGGUGGCAAGGAAAAAGUUUCCGGUAAAUAUCGGUGUCCCUUGUGCCACGUGACCUUCACUUUAUCAUCUAACCGAUAUAGACAUAUUAAGACAUUUUGCCUUAGAGAAUGUCUGAAUCGGCUCGCAAAGGAGAGGGCAAAAUCAAAGGAACAGGCUGAACAGAAAAAAACUAAGGAAAUUGAGCCGAAAUUGCAGUCGAAGAAAAAUGAACAGAAAAAACAAGCACCCCCAGCUUUGACAGCCCCCGGCGUUGUACCACGCUACAGAUGCAAUCUUUGUCCAGCAGUUUUUUGUCAUGCAUCUGGAAAAUACAGACAUAUGAAGAAGCAUGAGCUGUUUAAACUCACUGGCAAAAUGUUCAAGUACAGGAAUUCAGUCUUCUCUACCUUGUCUAAACCCACAACUUUAAGUAGUACAAAGACUGAAGAGAAUAAGGAUACCCCAGAAUCCACUGAAGCAAAUGCCAGUCCUGCCUUGAGCUGCCGUUUUUGUGACAGUCGUUUCGCCACACCACAGUCACUGAUGAAACAUGUGCGUAGUCACCGAGGUGAAAGACCAUACCGCUGUGUGGAAUGUGGAAAAGGUUUCAAGAAACGUGCCUAUCUAAUUGGUCAUAAAAGCAUUCACCAGAGGAGGAUACAGUGUACUGUCUGCAGAAAGAUUCUUCCAACUAUUGGAGAACUGAUUCAGCACAGAAGUUCACAUCUGAAAAGGGGAAUGCUUCAGUGCCCAGACUGUCAUCUUCAGUUCCAGUAUCCUGCACAUCUCCUGAGGCAUCUACCCACCCACAAACCCAAAGAAAACAAGGCAAGUAAGCCUGAAGAGAGACCACCAUUAAAACCACAGCAGUCCUUGGAAUCCAUGAAAGAGCAGAGUGAACCAAAUCAGCUUCAGUGUUCCUUAUGCAAAGAGGUAUUUAAUGAUGCCCAUGUGCUAAGAAAACAUUGUCUUGCGCAUAUAACUGGGUCUUCAACAAACCAAUGUCCAUUUUGCAAACGUGAUUUUAAUAAUCGCCGCUAUUUGCUGCGCCACAUGCUCAUACACACUGGAGACAAACCCUUCUCCUGCACAAACUGUGGAAAACAGUUUUAUCGUGACUUGUAUCUUAAACUUCACAGUGAGAAGUGUGUGCCUGCUCAAACCAUUCAACAACAACUGGUCACAACUGAGUCCAACACUAAGCCAAAGGGGCCACAUCGGUGUACCUACUGUCCAAGGAGGUUUUUUAAGAGAAUGCGCCUCAAAAAUCAUCUCAGUGGCCACAAGGCAAACACUCUGCUUCUAUGCUCAAAAUGUGGGCAGUACUUUGGAUUUCAGAAAUUUAAACAACAUCAGAGCAACUGCGGAGAGACUACACAACUCAACACUGGCUUAUCAUCUCCAAACGGCGAUGACUGUAAAAGCACUUCACAGACAAGCCAGGUCUCUGUAAUGCCUUUAAAGUCCAAUGCAUCCAAGAUACUUCCCUUGAAAUGCUCUCACUGUACACAGAGGUUCAGGUACAGAUCAUUACUCUUGAGACAUCUGGUUUCACAUACUGGUGUGCAACCCUAUGCAUGUAUGCACUGUGGACACCGUUAUGGAAGUCAGACAAUGUGUUUGCAGCAUGAAGCUUUCUGUGAUGGUGUUUACAAAGAGGGGCAGUCAAAGGUCAAAGGUGAUACUGCACCUCAAUUGUCAAAGACGCCUACUCUCAGAGAGGCAGCACAAAAGCCCCAAGCAGAAGGUGCAGCUGAGUAUAAAUGCAAGUUCUGCACGAAGACUUUCAUGAAAUCACGAAGCCUGAGACGUCACAUUUUGACACAUAACGAAGUAAAGCCUUAUCGCUGUAAAGCAUGUGACAGCUGCUUUUCAAGGUAUGAUCAUCUGAAAGUGCAUCAGGCUCGCUGUAAAGGCAAAAAAACACGACUGGAAAUCCGUAUUCCCAAAAUCAGUUUAGAGGAUGUUGGCAGGGGUUGGCAAAAUAAGUUUGGCAUUGAGCCUGCUGAAAAGCAGGAGACGUUUGAGUGUGAAGUCUGUUCAAGGAGCUUUCCAUCUCAGUCUAAACUUUCCCGCCAUGUCACCUUGUUCCAUCUACCAAAAUUAUUCAAGUGCACAGGCUGUGGCUCGUCAUUCUCUCACGAAAAAACUCUAAAAAAACACAGGAAGAUGAGAAAGUGCAGAAGGAGCUCCAAUGAAACAAAGGCUGCCUUACCACAGAAUACUAAUCCACCUACAGAAAAUGCAGCAAACUCACUUAGAGGGAUGAGAAAAAGAAUUCUACAGCGUAUCCAACCCUACUUCAACAAAAAGCACAAGUAUGCAUGUAGUUAUUGCCCCCGUGCUUUUGGAAACAGCUGGCAAUUGAGCGUGCACAACCGCCUACACACAGGAGAGCGGCCAUAUGCUUGUGACUAUUGUGAACAGAGAUUUAUAAGGAAGGAUUAUAUGCAGCGUCAUGCCACAAAGUGCACCAAAAAAACAAGCAUUUUGACAGAAAAGGUGACAAAACCCACUGUUCCCGAAAGCCAGCAGUCAGCCUCUAAAAGCCCACCAAAAGGCUUUUCUUGUGCAUACUGUAGCUCCCGUUUCUUGCUAUUUUCACAGCUUCAGGAGCAUUUUCUAAAUGCACACCAGCUGGAAACAAAGGCUCCGCCACUGUCCUCUGCUCCCCUACAACAACAUCUGUCAAAUAUACCAAAAAUCAAAGAAGAGGUUUUGGAUGAGAGCUGUGACAAAAAGCCUAGUGAUGUAGGUACUAAUUUAACCUGUAAACUCAAUACAGCUCUUGAGAGCGAGGUCGCCAAAACAUUUUCCUGCCCAGAGUGCAAUAUGACCUUUACAAAUAAAGCUGGACUAACUGGUCAUCUGCGUGUACAUGCAGCAGGGUUUCCUUUUAACUGUAAAACAUGCAAGAAGGGCUUCUGGAAUAAAAGUCUUCUCCGUAAUCACAACAGGAAAUGUAGAUUUGGCCACAUUUCCGGAAGAAGUUCAACCCAAGAGCUGGAAGUCCCUUUAAAAGCAGAGAUUGAUCUGGUGCUGAAUGACUCUGUUCUGGUGUUCAAAGAAGCCUCCAAGUCAACUGGCACUGGGGUUUUGCAGACCAGCUUUUCCUGCAAAGAUGAGGUAAUGGAUGAAUCCCAACAAAAUUCAGAGGAAAAUGAGGGGCAAAGCAGCUCAAUUAAAGAGAAGAAAACUGUGCAGUACCAAUGUUCAGAGUGUGAUCAGAGCUUCACAGAUGGCCUAUUGCUUAUAAGUCACCUUGAAGCCCAUGGAAGAGAGGAACAAGCAAAAAAGCGCAAUGCAUGUAUUAAGUGUGGGAACGUGUUUUCCAGUCCAGGAAAUCUUGAAAAACACAUGAGGAUGCAUGGAAUUAAUAAAAAAUACUCUUGCCCUGACUGCUCCAAGGUACUGCCCACCAUGUCUGAACUUGAAAUCCACAGAACAUGUCAUGACCCAAAUAGGCCUUUUAUUUGCAAACUGUGUAAACACAGGUUUUGGACAAGACCAUCUCUAUGUAAUCACUACAGCGAAGCGCAUCCAGAUGAUGUUUUUAGGUGUCAGUUCUGUAACAAGGCCUACGCGAGCAAAAAAUCUGUGUCAAGACAUUAUAAAAAAUGGCAUCAAAAAGAGCAGAGGGACCUUUUGAAGACUGUACAGGAUAAGAGCAGCGCUGAACAACGAUCCAGCAGUCAAGUCAGUACAGCUGGUGAAAGCGAUGGGGAUGAAAAUAACGGCAGUGAGGACAGCGACUCAGACUCUGCACCAUACUUCCCAUGCCAUGUGUGUGGUAAGACAUUCCCAACAUCAGAAAGUCUUGAGGAUCAUCAGAGGUGUCACCUGGGUGAAAAACCACAUGAAUGUGCAGAAUGUGGAAAAUGUUUUUUCCAGGCAUCCCAGUUGCAGCAGCACCAACGAAUGCACAAGUCUGAAUUUCAGUGUCAGGCAUGCGGAAGGGGUUUUGUCUCACUCUUUGCUCUGCGCAAACACAAGCAUACCCAUGGAAAGAGCCGUCCAUACCGUUGUUCCAAGUGUGACUUCAGUUUUACAGGACCCACACAGUUGGCAGAACACAUGUCUAACCACCGUGAAGAGAACUUCCCAUGUGAUAUUUGCAAUCUUGUGUUUCUCUCCAAGACCAGUAGAGCUGAGCAUCGGAAAAGCCACUCUAAGUCAGGUGACUUCCCUGCACCAAUUUUAAAGGAAGAACGUGAGAAGUCUGCUUCACCUUCUGAGAGUUCAUCAGUGUCCCCCAGAGAACUGAAAUAUCGCUGCGGUGUCUGUGGUGAGCGAUUUAAAGACCCAGAGGAGCUCUCAGAGCAUGGUUGCAAUGCAGUCAAAGAGCGAGCAUACUCCUGUUCAGACUGCGAUAAACAUUUUCUGCAUGCAUCUCACCUGAAAAAGCACAGGACCACCCAUCAUCUAUCGUGGUCUAAUAGUGAAUAUCCAUGCUCUCAUUGCAACAGUAGCUUUUCCUCCUCUGAGCGCUUCCUCAGCCAUCUGAAGAGCCAUGUGGAUACUGCCGCAGAAACCAAACGUAACACUGAGGGUAAAGAUGGAGGUGUGUCACACAGUUUCAUGUGUCCAGUUUGCCACCAGUGUUUUGCCAGUGCCACUGAACUGAUUGGUCAUUUUCCCACGCAUCCUGGUGGUACCUUUGAAUGCAAAAUUUGUAAAAAGACAUUUCCCUCUGGAAGUAAGCUUGAAGAACAUGAGCGCAGUCAUGUGACAUCAGCUGCUGAAUUUGAAUGCAUAGUGUGUGAGUGUGGCCAGAGCUUUUUAGGAAGAGAUGCUUUCCGUCAGCACCACUGUUCCCAUCAAGAGCAAGCAACAACAGAGGCUGAGUACUCAAACCCAUCAGCUAAGACAUCCCCUCCAACUUAUCAAGCAGGAGAGGAGGAGGAGAUUGAUGUUACCGGAGAGGACUUGUACUAUUGCCCUGUUUGCUCAAUGCAGUUCAGCUCAAAAAGUGGUCUUCUGGAGCAUCAAAAUAAAGAGCACCGAAAUGAGAAGCCAUUUAAAUGCAAGCUUUGUGGAAAAGUGUUUGCCAGGAGGCGCUACCUCAGAGAGCACGAGCGAAGGCAUCGUCAAAAAAAUACGACUCAGCUGGCUGAAAACAAGUUCAAAUGUACCCAGUGCAACGCCGAAUUAAACACGGCAAAUGAUUUGUCUUUGCAUAUGAGAUUGCAUGCUGAAAAUGAAGUCGGAGAGUUCCGCUGUGAUAUGUGCUACAAGUCAUUCAACCAGUGGUCCCGUCUUAAGCAGCACCAAGAAAGUCAUGUCGGCCAAAUUGUAUAUGAAUGCACAGAAUGUGACAAAGCCUUCGCCUUUCCUCACCUACUGGAGGAACAUCAACAGACUCAUGCUGAGUCGUCUCAGUAAUGGUUGUUGCAUCCCAUCUACCUUAUCUCCCUUUUGAAUAACUAGCUAAUGUAACUUGAAGUUCCUUUCAUGCCUUACAUCUGACUGUGUACCUCCCGUUAUCACAAUUUAGAUCCUAUUUCUAUUUUUGGCCCUUGUUACAUAUUAACAAAGCUCUUGGCUAAUGUCAGAAUGACAGGGCAUCUCCUCCCGCGUUUCUAUUUACAUUGUAUAUAUUUUUAGUUCUAAUAUUGGAAUUUGUAUACAGUUAAUUAGCCAGAUAGUUUCUUGACAGUGUUUGUAAAUCUCUGACAAAAUUGUGUAAAGCUGUUAACAUUAAAUGUGAUGAAAACAGACAAUGCAUGAUGGGAUGAGAUGUUUAUGAAAAGUCUUGGAUAAAGGCUGAAAUUUUUUAUCAAACAUUAUGAUGUUUAGAUGUUUGACAUCAAUUUUCAAACAGUGGUAAGUCAGUUUUGCUGAUAUGAAAAAUAGACUUCAAACUGGUCAUUAUAAUCUUGGUAUUUUCUAUGACCUCAUGUACAAUAGAUAAUUUUGUAAUUUUCAGUUUAGCAUUUCUCUGUAUUUAUCAUGGGUUGCAUUUUUCAAGUUAAUAGUUUGCCAUUUUCUUGUAUAUACUUUUUGAAAUAUGUUCUAAUUGAAUAUUCUUUUCGCAACCCAAGGAUGUUACUUUCUUAAGAAAUUUAAGUUGAUGCAUUCAAUUAAGGAGUAAAGUCAACUUGAAAAUCCA
This is a messenger RNA of Epinephelus lanceolatus (giant grouper), 9869 nucleotides long. RefSeq names its product zinc finger protein 1035. Lineage: Eukaryota; Metazoa; Chordata; Actinopteri; Perciformes; Serranidae. The record is from RefSeq and is a predicted model, not a curated record.